AUGCGCACUGCUGCCUCGGAGAGCGCGAGCGCACUGCGCGGCUCGGGCCAUCUCUUGUCGCUGCUCGCGGUGGACUGGAAGGGCGACUCUUCCGGAUCAUCCGCCGCGGAAGCUCAGUGCGCACGCCUCAGCGAGGGCCGAAUAUCUCCGCUGCCUCUCGCCGACGCGGUGCAGGCGCUCGUUGCCUCUCGCGACGCCGCACCGCUCGCCGUCCGUGCUCUCGCCGUGCGGGUGCUGCGCGUGCACACGGCAGCCGACAGCGGGAUGCUGCUCUGCCUCCUGCUGCCGCUGGUGCAGGCGAUCGCACACGAGAGCCACCUGCCCGCACCGGGCCCGCUGGCGAGCCUCCUCCUCGAGUCGGCGAUCGGCAACGCCGAGCUCGAGUGCAGUCUCUACUGGAUGAGCCACGCGCAAGACGGGCUCCGCGCCGCCAAGGAGGCGGCGGUGUACGCCUCGCUGCGCAAGCUGCUGCUGGAGCGGCUGGACCCGUCGAUGGCGGCCGAGCUCCGAGCGCAGUCCGAUUGCGUGAAGGCGGCCCCGGACCGGCCGGCGAGGGUGCAACGGCUGCGCUCGCUCUUUGCGGCCGGCGAGGCGCUCUACAGCCUCGCCUCGCCGCCGCAGCCCCUCACCACGCCCCUGAGGCCGGGCCGGAGGCUCGGAGGCGCGGACGUCUCGCUCGCUCGCGUUGCAAAGUCCGCCCUCGCGCCUCUCUUCCUCACCUUUGCCGCGCCGCCCGAAGCGGCUGGCGAGACCAGCGGGUCCGGCUAUUGCGUUGCCACGCACGUGCUCGCGGUCGGCGACCGCCACUUUGACAACUUGAUGUUGCGCGCGGACGGGCGGCUCUUCCACAUCGAUUUUGGCUUCUUGUGGGAUGGCCAACCGCACGUGCGCAAGUGCUUCCCGCCGCCGUUUGGUGCCGCCCGUUUCAGCAUCGAGAUGGUCGAGGGCAUGGGCGGCCUCGAGUCGGAGGGCUACGCUGAGUUCCGCGCCCUCUGCUGCCGGGCGUACCUCGCGCUCCGCGAGCAGGCGAGAGGCCGCCGCGGUGCGCCCCUGCUGAUCGGCUUGCUCAAGUUGAUUGCGGGCGCCCCCGCGAUGCCCGGCCACGCCGAGAUCGAGCGAGUCGAGCGCAGGUUGCGCCUCGACCUCGACUGCCGCGCUGCGACCGCCUUCUUUGAGCGGCGCAUUGACGACGCUUUGAACUCGCACUCACAUCGGAUCGCGGGCAUCUUGCACCGCUACGCGAUGUCGCAAAAGGAGUAG
Molecule: messenger RNA, 1260 nt
Organism: Emiliania huxleyi CCMP1516
Lineage: Eukaryota; Haptophyta; Isochrysidales; Noelaerhabdaceae
Gene: VPS34-1
Product: phosphatidylinositol 3-kinase Vps34
Exons: 7
Coding region: 1-1260 (419 amino acids)
Biological process (GO): phosphatidylinositol-3-phosphate biosynthetic process; autophagosome assembly; endocytosis
Cellular component (GO): endosome; membrane; phosphatidylinositol 3-kinase complex, class III, type II
Molecular function (GO): 1-phosphatidylinositol-3-kinase activity
Source: RefSeq, a predicted model, not a curated record